Messenger RNA from Mustela lutreola (European mink), 1087 nucleotides. It is a transcript of the gene DNAJB7, whose product is annotated as DnaJ heat shock protein family (Hsp40) member B7. The transcript has a single exon. Gene Ontology annotation, cellular component: endoplasmic reticulum membrane; cytosol. The record is from RefSeq and is a predicted model, not a curated record. Lineage: Eukaryota; Metazoa; Chordata; Mammalia; Carnivora; Mustelidae. Gene Ontology annotation, biological process: positive regulation of proteasomal ubiquitin-dependent protein catabolic process; protein refolding. Gene Ontology annotation, molecular function: Hsp70 protein binding; ATPase activator activity. The coding region runs from base 157 to 1077 and encodes 306 amino acids.
GCAGUGUCCAUGGUAGUAACAUUGUCUUCAAUGUAAAAAUGUACCUAUUUGAAGUCACUACUUCUAACACUACCACCAGCAGAGCUUGAGCUGAGAAGAAACUACGGUUCUCCUUACUCAGACCCAGAACACCCCUUCCCUACAAUCUGCUAAAACAUGGUGGAUUACUAUGAAGUUCUAGGAGUGCAGCGAUAUGCUUCACCUGAGGACAUUAAAAAGGCUUAUCGUAAAGUGGCACUCAAAUGGCACCCUGAUAAAAAUCCAGAAAAUAAAGAAGAAGCUGAGAGAAAAUUCAAAGAAGUAGCUGAGGCAUAUGCGGUAUUAUCAAAUAAUGAAAAAAGGGACAUUUAUGAUAAAUAUGGCCAAGAAGGAUUAAAUGGCAGAGGCAGAAGUCACUUCGAUGAUUCUUUUGACUAUGGCUUCACAUUCUGUAAGGCAGAUGAUGUCUUUACAGAAAUUUUUGAUGAAAGGGAAACAUUUUCAUUUCAUUUCUUUGAAGACUCACUGGAGGAACUUUUAAAUAGUCCAAGAAGCUCCUGUGGAAGCAAAGAUACAAGAUCCUUUUUUGCUACCUCAAGUCAAUAUCCAGUUUUUGAGAGAUUUUCUUCAUAUGAUACAGGAUAUACAUCCUAUGGUUCACUGGGCCACAAGGGCCUUAAUUCAUUCUCCUCCCUGGCAUUCGAUGAAAGUGGGAUAAGCAACUACGUAUCUGUUACAGCUUCAGAUAAGACUGGUAAUAGAAAUACAAACACACAGAGAAUUACUGAGAACAAUCAAGAAAUAGAAGUUGAUGAUGUUGAGUUGAACUCCUUCCUUAUAAAUGGUGUGGAAGAUGAAGAAGGCUUUGCAGAAGAAUGCAGCUGGAGAAGAGAGUCAUUUAACAAUUACUCACCAAAGUCCCAUAGCCUCAAACAAGUAACUCAAUAUACUUUUGUGGAUAAUGAUGAACAAGAUGUAUAUUGGGUCACCAGCAGCUGGAAUCCCUCUAUGCUCUCAGCAGGAUUCAAAGAAGAUGGUAAGAGGAAAAAAAAAAAGCAUAAAGCCAUGCAGAAGAAGUCAACUAAAAACAAUCGUUAAAUUGAUUCUA